Messenger RNA from Onychomys torridus (southern grasshopper mouse), 3075 nucleotides. RefSeq names its product transmembrane protein 231 (gene Tmem231). Gene Ontology annotation, cellular component: ciliary membrane; ciliary transition zone. The transcript has 7 exons. The record is from RefSeq and is a predicted model, not a curated record. Gene Ontology annotation, biological process: cilium assembly; regulation of protein localization. The coding region runs from base 413 to 1360 and encodes 315 amino acids. NCBI's taxonomy places the organism in Eukaryota, Metazoa, Chordata, Mammalia, Rodentia, Cricetidae.
AUCCUCCAGCUUCCACCUCACGGGUUUCUGGUGUUACAGAUGUGGGCCACUGUGCCUGGUUUAAUGAAGUGCUAGGGAUGAACUCAGGGCUUCCUGCAUGGUAGGCUAACCUCCUACCAGCUAAAGUACAUCUACCACCCGCAUGUUGUGCGUUAAUGGUUGACCUACGGGGAAAUGUUUACCAAGUCACCUUCUAUGCAUAUCUGGAUAGAAGAUGACACAGACUUUAGUGAGUGGAAAUAGAGAUUUUGCUGUUUCCUUGAAGGGCCCAAAGGCAACGCAUAAAAUGCAUCUACUUUCUAAUCCAGCACAUCCCGCUAGCCCCACCCCUACUAAAGGCCUGCGAGCUUGCGAUUGGUUCCUCUGCCCGCCGUCGGUUGCCGUGGAGACUCGGCGCUAAGGCCUUGCGCUCAUGGCGCUGUACCAGCUCUUCUCCCACCCGGCUGAGCGAGGCUAUCGUGCCGGGCUCUGCUCCAAGGCCGCGCUCUUCCUACUGCUGGCCACGGCGCUCACCUACAUCCCCCCUCUGCUGGUGGCCUUCCGGAGCCACGGGUUUUGGCUGAAGCGGAGCAGUUAUGAGGAGCAGCCGAGCGUGCGCUUCCAGCACCAGGUGCUGCUCGUGGCCUUGCUGGGGCCGGAGCCCGGAGCCUUCCUCGCCUGGAGCACCUUCCCCACCUUCAACCGGCUGCAGGGGGUUCACCUGCGCGUCCCCCUCGUGUCGGCUAGAGAAGAGGACCGGAACCAGGAUGGGAAAAUGGAUGUGCUCCAUUUUAAACUUGAACUUCCCCUACAAGCCACAGAGAGUGUUCUCGGUGUGCAGCUCCUUCUGACCUUUUCCUACCAACUUCAUAGGAUGUCAACAUUUGUGAUGCAGAGCAUGGCGUUUCUUCAGUCCUCCUUUGCUGUCCCCGGGUCACAGUUAUAUGUGAAUGGCGACCUGAGGCUGCAGCAGAAGCAGCCACUGAGCUACCGAGGCCUGGAUAUCAGAUACAAUGUAUCUGUGAUCAAUGGGACUAGUCCUUUUGCCCAUGACUACGACCUCACACACAUUGUCGCUGCCUAUCAGGAAAGGAAUGUUACUACCAUCCUGAGUGACCCCAACCCAAUCUGGCUGGUGGGCAGGGCUGCCGAAGCUCCUUUUGUGAUCAAUGCUGUCAUCCGAUAUCCUGUGGAAGUCAUUUCCUACCAGCCAGGCUUCUGGGAGAUGAUAAAGUUUGCCUGGGUUCAGUAUGUCAGCAUCCUACUCAUCUUCAUCUGGGUGUUUGAAAGAAUCAAAAUCUUCGUGUUUCAGAACCAAGUAGUGACCUCCAUUCCUGUAGCCGUGCCCCAGGGAGAGCUGGGUAAAGAGCACUUAUCCUGAGAAGACCACAUCAGGAGACUCGAGGGACCAUGGCUACCUCAUCCCUAGCUUCUGAGAACUGUGACUUUACACCAUUUCUGCAAAGAGCCUGCUGGACACUUUCAGGCUCGCAUAUUUCCCCCUCAGAGACAAAGAAUGGUUCUUUCAAUGUAGCACUCCACAAACCCUAUGCCUUCAAAGCACCAAGGAAACCCCAAGGACAAGUUUGUAGAAAGGUCCCAGAGUUACUAGAGGCUAUGGUUUUUGUUUUGUUUUGUUUUUGCUUUUGCUUUGGCCUUGAAUUUCAGGAGAAAAUUGUAGUCAGCUCAUACAUCUUUGGAAGAGUCCCACCUCUGGUUAAUGAAAGACUUUACCCCUUUUGAACUGGGCUGCCCUGUGCAUUCCUCCUACUAUUAUAAGCUACGUUUUAGCUUCUUCAGGGCUCUCUCGAGAAAUAUGCAAGUCCCUAGUACUUUCUACUCCUGUGUGUCUACACAUUGUCCAUUCAGAACUUUGAUUUCCAGAACUGAAGCCUUUAACUGGAGAACUGAAGGGAGCAGGCCUAAAUACAAGAGUCCCAGAAACAUGUGCAUGCGGGUGGGUAACUUAAGGGCAGGAGGACCAGACACCUGCCCUCAGGCUAAUAGAUGGGAGCCUGUCAUCGGCUCAGCUGAACAGCCCUCUGUUCUUGCCCUGCUGUGGCUGGCUCUGUGCCCCGUUUCUUGCCCUCUGUCUGUGUCCCCCAGGAUGGCGGCUGAAGUCAGAAGUACUGUUUUAUUUGGUCUGUGUCCCCACCCCCAGUAGCAGGGAAGGAUGUCAGGCUUCUAACAACAGGUUCUUUCUCUCUGGUCCUCACCCAACAACCUGGCCACCUGGCCGUCCUCCUCUUUGACGGCCCACCCCCUUUCUGAAAGGAUAUGGGUGACCGAGGGGUCGGUGGCGGUGUUGGCUUCCAUUGCCUAACAACCGCGGGGUUUAUUUGGAGGCUGAGCCAAAAACUCAGUUGCUUGCAGUUCCGUGACUAAGGAACAGGGUAUUCAGCAGAAGGGAAGCUUGGCGGGAAGCGUGAGGAGCAGGUAAAGAGGAGGCUAAGCAGGGCAUCUACCAGAGUGACAAGCAGCCCAGCCAGGGAGCCCUCUCAUCUAAAGAAGUAUCCACAAAGAACAUGGCCAGAACAAGCUCCUACCUUGCAGAGAAAACUGCAGUUUGGCCUUAUUCUUGUGCUUGAGAAAUUGUGCGGUCUUAAAGGACAGGUGGCUCUGUUUAUGACAUCACCAUGUUAUUAGCCCUGGAAGGACAUACCUACCCUACCACCCCAUGCUUCAUGUCUAACCCCAAACACACUCCUCAGUAUAUAUCUUAGUUUACCUUGGAGACUCAGUUCUGGUUUCCAGAGCACCUUUCUGUCAGACUGAGCAAAGUAAGAAUUUUGAAAACAAAGCUAUUUUGAAGUAUUCAAGCAGAAAAAUUCCCUAGUACUAGUUUCUCUGAUUUCACAUGUACAGCUAUUUAUAUGCCUGUGAUUUUUUUUCUGGAGAUUUAAAUGAAAAAUGGCCUCUGAUUUCAAUUUCAAAAAGGUUAUGAGAAGGUUAGGGAUAUAGCUCAGUUGGAAGAGUGCUUGCCUGGCAUGCACAGAGCCCUGGGGUCCAUCCUCAGCAGCAUUUAAAAACUUCAUCCAAGCACCCUGGAGGUGGAAGCAGAAGGAUCAGAAAUUCAAGACUAUUCUUUUUUUUUUG